This is a messenger RNA of Aplysia californica (California sea hare), 2215 nucleotides long. Its product is annotated as phosphoinositide 3-kinase adapter protein 1. The record is from RefSeq and is a predicted model, not a curated record. Lineage: Eukaryota; Metazoa; Mollusca; Gastropoda; Aplysiida; Aplysiidae. Gene Ontology annotation, cellular component: cytosol. Gene Ontology annotation, molecular function: transmembrane receptor protein tyrosine kinase adaptor activity; fibroblast growth factor receptor binding.
GAAAACGAAAGUAUGACGAGCAGCGACGAUCACCUCCUGUUUCUGCAUGCCCCAGACGGUGUUCAGUGGGCCAAGUUCUUGUCCAGCCGGUUGCAAGCCCCUGACUAUGGUAUCAAGAGUGUAUUUCGUGAGAUCAAAGAGCUACCCCCAGCGCCACCACCGCCGCCCCCUCCGCCACGAAGAAGUCCGUCAGAGAGGACGCCCAGCUUAUCUUCUUCUAGCGCUGAUACCAACAACAACGACAGCAACAGCAACAGCAACAGCAACGACGUUAAUAACAGCUGUAGCGGGGGCCAGAAAAUCACUGACGCUGACAGUAAGACAGACUCUAACAGCACUCAUUGCAACAACAACAACAGCAGCAGCAGCAGCAACAAAAACAAUAACGACGACAACAAAAAUGAAAGCAGCGACAACAGCAAUAAGAGCGGGACCAAAGGUUCCUCGUCAGACCAUCCAUCUUUUGCUCAAAGCAUAGCAGACAGCCGGGCAACUGUCAUUUUUCUAAGUCCUGAAAUCAUCGAAGACCCUUGUCCAUUUCCGCUGGACGCAGCUUCCCUAAACCCCAAAUCCACCGUGCUCCUUUUUCUGGGAGUCGAAAUCGAGGAAGCGAGGACAUAUUUCGCUGCUGACAGUGACCAUGUGUUCAAAUGUCGUAUAUGUCUUAUAGAUGGUAGAGAGCCGUCUAUCCUUGACGCUAUGGUGCAAAUUAUUCAUGCGUAUGAAGACUGUGGUAGUGUCUUUGACGAGGACGAUUACCAGGAGGAGAAUAGCAAUGAUAUUUACCACACACCACCCCAGCCGGUGAAGAAAAACCACGUGGAGAAAGUGUUUCCCAAAGUCUUGUCUCUGGGAGAAAGAGAGGUAUACGUUCUCCUGUCUCAGGAGUGUGACGAGGAACCCCUGGCGGUGCUAGAUGAGACGGCAAUGGCCCUGGAGCUCCCGCUCCACCGCGUCUGUGGACGACUCUUCUCCCUCACACUGCCCAACGAACGAUCCAACUCUAGAUGGCCCAGCCUCCUCCAUUUUGCCGCCGACUUGAACCUCCGCACCUUGUGCUCGGAGCUGCUGCGCUACCCUGGCAUGCUGGGUGCCGCGUGCACAGAGAAUAGAGACGGCUUCUACCCCAGCCAGUUAGCGGCUAGGAAAGGCUACGCUCAGCUGGAGACUGAUCUGCUGCAGUUUGUGCAACGUUGUAAAACUGAGUGCGAGGACCUAGAGAGUGAGUACGUACAACCAGGCCUGCUGACCACAGGCCUUGACCAUCGCGCUCAGAAAUCGGACGUCAUUGUCUCUCACAACGCCAGCGUCAAAGGCCGUCGGUCUCUGGCCCCACAGGAUAGCCAUCCCUACGUGGAUAUGUCGGACUUUGCCAAAUCUCCGUUGCCAGAGCCCUUGCCCUAGUCCCAUAACCGACAGACGACAGCCAUCCGACGAAUCCAGUAAGCAGAGUUCACCACGUGACCCGAUCCUGAGCCCGCUGGACUCCCCAGGGUCUACCUCUAGAAAAGCCUUGAAGAUGUUGGGUGUCGGGGAGGAAGACAUUAUUCGGUCUCGAGCAUCCACAGUGGAGGGGUCCUCGACCCUGAGAAACCCCGAGCCCUUCAGAGCAAAGGUGCUAUGGUCAAGAAGAUCAAGUCGUUUAUGGCCAAGAUCAAGGGUUCAAAACGAUCCACCACUGACUUGGACGCCUCACUCUCGGGACAAAGUUCAAAGAAAAGCAUCAGCUCGGGCAGAAGCUCCACUUCCAGCCGUUCUGAAGCUAAGAGAAGCAGUUCAAGAAAGAACCAACUAGCGUCUGAUGACAGCCUUGAGCGGGACAGUGGAAGCUACAGUGACGAAGAGAAGGAGAGAAACUCACCACAGGUGAAAAGAAACAAGUCUAAAGUGUUCAGAGAAAGUGACAAACUGAUGAGUCGCCGAAUGUCCAGACGAGCUGAGCAGGCGAAGAAAGAGAAGAUCGAGUUCGCGCCAACCCUACCGUCCAACCCAGGCAAGAAGCGAGAAACUUUCAAAAGUUUCAUUGAAAAUCCUUGAUCGAUAGGAAAGGAUAUAAGUGUUGGGGAGGGAAAGCAAUGGAUGGGAUUUGUCUACAAGUUUGCCUGAAUCAUAGAAAAUGAACGGAUAGUGUGAACUGAGAUAUUGAGAGAGUCGUAGGGGUGUGUGUGCGUUUGAAUAUAUAAUAUAGACACAUUAAAAUUAUUAUAUGUAUAUA